This is a messenger RNA of Didymella exigua CBS 183.55, 642 nucleotides long. Its product is annotated as DUF814-domain-containing protein. Lineage: Eukaryota; Fungi; Ascomycota; Dothideomycetes; Pleosporales; Didymellaceae. The coding region runs from base 1 to 642 and encodes 213 amino acids. The record is from RefSeq and is a predicted model, not a curated record. The transcript is spliced from 5 exons.
AUGGUGUACUACUUCUCCUCCAACACCGUGACGCCAUCAGCGUUCAUUUAUGUAGGCAAAGACAAGGUUGAAAACGAAGAACUGAUAAAAUACGGCUGGGACGAAGACGUUUGGUUCCACGUCGACAACCUCUCUUCUGCACAUAUCUACGUCCGGUUGCCGGAGGGCGAGACGUGGGACAAGAUUAGCGAGCCACUGUUGAUUGACUGCGCACAGUUGACCAAGGCGAACAGUAUUGAAGGUAACAAAAAGGACAAUAUCACAGUCAUCUAUACGCCAUGGUCGAACUUGAAGAAGGACGGAAGUAUGGCCGUUGGUCAGGUUGGAUUCAAGAACAAUAAGUUGGUGAAACGCAUACAUGUGGUAGCGCGUGAGAACCCCAUCGUCAACCGACUCAACAAGACCAAGGUUGAGAAGUUCCCUGAUCUGAGGGAAGAAAAAGAGGUCCGUCUUCGUGAGCUUAGGAAGAAGGAUCAGGGCGCGCGGGAUGCAAGACGCAAGGAGGAAGCACGAAUCGCGAAAGAACGCAAGGAGCUUGCCUGGCAGCGAGAUCACGCCUACGAUGACAUCAUGUCUGAAGAGAACCUUGCAGCGUCAAGCAACCAGGACCGCGACGAGGACUUCCUUGAUGACUUCAUGUAG